AUAUAUAUUCCUUCUCACCCUCUUCUUCAAACAGUUUUAAGAGUUCCCCCCUCACGCAAACCAAAAAGGAAAGAGAAAAAAAAAAACCUGAACUCACGAGAAAACAAAAGAAUAGAGAAGAAUUUUGAAGAGGCUUGUAUUGUUAAUUUGCGAUGCAAUUCUCUGAGAAAAUCCAACCCCAGAAGAUGGGGUUUCGCGAGUACAUCGAAGCAUUGGAGGACGAGAGAAGAAAAAUCCAAGUCUUCCACAGAGAGCUUCCCCUGUCCUUAGAACUUGUCGCGCAAGCAAUUGAAGCCUGUAGGCAGCAGUUAUCUGGAACAACGACAGAGUACAAUUUGAAUGGCCAAUCGGAGUGUUCGGAGCAGACAUCAACGGACGAUCCUGUUUUUGAGGAGUUCAUUCCAAUCAAGAAAAGGGCUUCACCUGAUUGCGAUGAAGAAGAUGAUGAAGAAUAUUAUGAUGAUGGUGAAGAGCAACAUUCUCAUAGAAACAAGAUUCAAAAGGAGGAUAGUACCAACAACAAUAAUAAUAACAGCAGCUGCAGCACUGAUAAGAAAAAAUCUGACUGGCUCAGAUCUGUUCAAUUGUGGAACCCUGAUCCCCAACCACCUAAAGAGGAUGUGCCUAGAAAAGCGUCUGUUGUGGAAGUGAAGAGAAGCAUUGGUGGUGCUUUUCAGCCAUUUCACAGAGAGGAGAGCACUGUUGGAAAGGUUAAUGCAUCAUCAUCAUCAUUGCCAACUGCCAAAACGCCUUCUUCUCCGCCGGUGCCAGCAACAAGUUCCACAGGACCUGUAUCGACCGGAGGCAAUGCUGGAAGCGGCGGUAAAAGAGAGGAGAAAGGACAGGGUCAGAGGAAGCAGCGGCGGUGCUGGUCACAGGAACUACACAAACGGUUCCUUCAUGCCCUUCAGCAGCUUGGAGGUGCAGAUUCUGCCACCCCAAAACAGAUAAGGGAGCUAAUGAAGGUUGAUGGCCUUACAAAUGAUGAAGUCAAAAGUCACUUACAGAAAUUUCGUCUCCACACAAGAAGGCCAACCACUAUGAUUCCAAACAGUGCAAACUCCCAAACUGCUCCGUUGUUUCUUGUUGGCAACAUUUUUGUUCAGCCACAAGAAUAUGCUGCUGCUACUGCUGCCAUAGCUACCUCAACAGUGUCAUCAGGGGAAUUAACCACGGUUACAACUGCACCACAUGCUGCUAUUUAUGCACCUGUGGCCACACAUCCAACUACCAUUGUUCCCCGCACACAAACUCAUCCUUCAAUGAAGAAGUCACCAAAAUGCAACAAGUUAGAAGAUGUUUCAGAUCAUUCACAUUCAGAAGAAAGGGCUAAUCACGGUGAAGGAAAUUCUCCUGCCUCAUCAUCAUCCACACAUGGCACCACUUCACCUGGCUGUUGAUUUUGAAGAUGUGUGUAGAGAGGGAAAAAAUGAAAAAUAAAAACACAAGUUUUGUUACCAAGUUCUUGUAGAAAGUCCUCUAUCCCUCAGUAUUUUUAUUUUUUUGGUUGUCCGAGAUUUAAUUAUAGAAGAGAAAUACAUAGAAAGUGACAAUUUUGAUCUAUAAAUAAGGCACCCAAUUUUAGUUGGAUA
Arachis ipaensis is the source of this 1592-nucleotide messenger RNA. Its product is annotated as transcription factor HHO3. Gene Ontology annotation, biological process: regulation of DNA-templated transcription. Gene Ontology annotation, molecular function: DNA binding; DNA-binding transcription factor activity. The record is from RefSeq and is a predicted model, not a curated record. NCBI's taxonomy places the organism in Eukaryota, Viridiplantae, Streptophyta, Magnoliopsida, Fabales, Fabaceae.